Molecule: messenger RNA, 2162 nt
Organism: Alternaria alternata
Lineage: Eukaryota; Fungi; Ascomycota; Dothideomycetes; Pleosporales; Pleosporaceae
Exons: 2
Coding region: 21-1985 (654 amino acids)
Biological process (GO): chromatin remodeling; DNA repair; negative regulation of transcription by RNA polymerase II
Cellular component (GO): NuA4 histone acetyltransferase complex; Swr1 complex
Molecular function (GO): transcription corepressor activity
Source: RefSeq, a predicted model, not a curated record
CGGGACGCGAUGUGCGCGAUAUGCUCGGGCUGCCUGCUGCCGGCGGUGAUGCGCCAAAGGCAGUAGGUCCAGCAGCAGUGGCGGCGCAGACACAGAAGCGGUCAAAGCCUGCAGGAGGGAGCAGGAAGAUACGUACGUUUGGCAGUCCUUACGUCUUUCCUUGGGAAAUCGUCAAAAGGUCGAGACUGACUCUCAUUCGACCAGAGGGCGUUGCGCGCGAGGUUGCUGCGCUAUAUGGCGAACGCCCACCGCCUGUCGCCGUCUACGAGGAGAAGAAAGCGUACCGGGCAAAGAGACAGAGCACAGGGCCGGCGAAGCGAUGGAUACAACAGCCGUUUACGAACCCAGCGCGCAGCGAUGGCCUCGUUCUGAAGCAUUGGCGGCGCAAGCCGACGACCGCACCGCCCGUACAAGAAGCCGACGACGCGAUGAUGCAGGAAAGCGACACCGCCGACAACUACCUCGAACUGUGCGCCGACUACGCCAAAUAUGACAUCAAGGUAGACAUGCCCGGCUUCACAGAUGAGGAAUACGACCAGUACCUACGGAGUGACGACUGGAGCCGCGAGGAAACAGACUACCUAUUCGAGGUAGUGAGAGACUACUCGUACCGCUGGCCUGUGAUAUGGGAUCGCUAUGACUACAGGCCAUCGCAACCACAUCCACCAGAAACUGCCAACGGCGAGGACCAAGCACUAGCCACGAUGCCUUUUGCGCCGUCCAAGAAGCGAUCACUGGAGGACCUGAAGGCCCGCUUCUACGAUAUUUCGGCCAAACUCAUGAAGCAACGUAUACCAGAAGUCUCAAUGGACGCCGACCAGUACAGUUUAUACGAGAUGCUUACAAAGUUCGACCCGGUUAUGGAACGGAAUCGAAAGAUGCUGGCCACGGCACUCAUCAACCGCACAAUGGACGAGGUCAAAGAGGAAGAGUUCCUACUCACAGAACUCCAACGCAUCAACAUGGCCGCCAACCGACUCGAUGCUGAGCGCGAGGAACUUCGGGCACGAUUGGACGCACCGCCCCAGAACCAGGCAGUCUCCGCAGGGCUACAGGCCUUUACAUCAUCACAAGCCCUCCAGGCUCUCUUCCAGCAGCUAUUUCAGCAGGAUCGCAGCAAGAAACGCGCUUCGGGCGGCGGGACAGGACCUGGCCGCCUCAGCCUCUCCGCAAACGACAUGGUACACACACCCGGCUCGGCACAACAACAACUCUCAGCAGCAAAUCGACGGCAAAGUAUGGCACAGAACCAACAACCCACGGCGCAAACGCCUGUCAAGCACCUCUCUCCACAUCAAGAACAUCGUUUCAACGUAUCAACACAUGACAGACUUACGUCGGGUGUUACGUUUGGUUCCGACAAGCUGCUCAAGAUGCGACAAGCAAAGAGUAACGUUCAGACCCAAAAGAUCGGCCAAAUGCUGGCGGCACUGGGCGUCAGUGAUAUCGUCAGCAUUCCAACGAGUAAGGUCGGUGAGGUGUUUGAGAAUCUUGUCACGAAGGUCAGCAAAUUACUCGACGUACGCAAAGUUCGCGAGAAGGAGGAGGGAGAAUGCAAGGUUCUGCUUGCUAUGAAAGCUCGGCGAAAUGAAAACGGUGAAGCAGAAGGAGAAGGUCAAUUGAAACACGAAGUUCCUGACUCGCAACAAACGCCAGGCGGGGAAGUCGAUGCCGAUGGGGAGAAUGACGACGACGAAGAUGAGGACGAUGUCAACAAAAACUAUGGGGACGACGCCGAGGCAAAUAGGGAUGAUCAAGAAGACGACAACGACGGUGAUAAUCCUGAUGAUGACGCUGAGGGCGAGGAAGAUGAGGGAGGCUUUAAUGGGGAAGACGACGAUGGAGAUGUAGAUGCAGAGGGGGAGGAUGAUAGUAAACAGCAGUCAAGAGCGACUAGUCAAGGUGCAUCGGGACAAGGCCAUAAGAGAAGUGCAAGCGUGUUUUCUCAAGGCAGCGAGGUUAGCAGUAAGAGGGCGAGGAAGUGAGUACCUGACUAGGGGUUUGGUUUAUCUUUUUGCUAGCAUAGCGAUGGCGUUGGAUGGCAAGAAAGGGAAACGUUGGGAUAUGAUAUGGGAUUGGAUAUAGAUAUCGACCAUUGGCAUUGUUAUCCACGAUGCGUUAUCCGUCAUAUACGCACGAAUGUACAACAUCCUCCUACUUAU